Molecule: messenger RNA, 3579 nt
Organism: Schistosoma rodhaini
Lineage: Eukaryota; Metazoa; Platyhelminthes; Trematoda; Strigeidida; Schistosomatidae
Source: the annotation of a GenBank genome assembly
CCGUAAAGUUUUUAUAAUUUAUAUAAACAAAACUAAUAAUAUUAAAAAGAAGGUAAAUAAUAAAGGUAUAAUGAUGAACAUAAUAAUUGUUUGCGUGUAUAUAUCAUCUAGUUAUAUUAGUAAACACACAUAUAUCUGAUGUCCCAUUGGUAUAUCCAAAUAAAAACUUGCAUAAGAGAGAGAUAUAUAGUUGGUAUCUGCCUAUAAAAACUAUCAGAUGGAUAAAUUUGCACAGUUUAAGGGCAGAAAUAAGCCCAAAAUUGGAAAGUUUUUCACUGGUAGGAUAAAUAUUUGUUCCUACGUUAUUCCACAGCAAUUUUCUACUCGUAUCUUUUAGUUAUUUAGAUGUGUGUGUGUAUAUAUAUGAAUAUAUAUGUGUAAGGCAUAUGAUUAUCUGGAAAGGAAAAACAAACAAUUGAAAAUAAUUUAUUUCAUCUACGUGAAUACAUAUAUAUUUAAUGCAAGUUAAAUUGGAUAGAGAAUGUAUAAAUUUAAAUGUGAUUGGAAUAAAUACAUUUUCUCCUUAUACAAAUAUGGAUACUACUAACAAUAAUACUACUACUACUAAUACUAAUAAUAACAAUAAUAGUGCUCAAUUGCAUAACCUUGUGGAUAACACACAUGUAGAUUAUUAUAACUCGCUAUGUUCUUUGAAACCAGAUAUUCAUACGACGUUUACUGCUACUAUUGAUCAUCAUAAUAAUCACAACUUUUUCAGUAGUUCAAAGGAUAUUCCUAUUGAAUCUAUGUUGGAUAACUAUGGUUUAUUCGAUCCAACGAUAUCUCACUUACCUACAUUUACCAGUACCGUAACCAGUUGCACAAUCAGUACCAUUAGUAAAAAUAGCAGUACAGUUAAUAACAACAAUAGUUAUCGAUAUCAUUAUGGUCGCAGCUAUUCACGUAGAGCAAAUGCAGAUAGGAUAAGAAAGGUAAAACAUUCACGAAUUAAUAGAGCUUUACCAUCAUCAUCACCAUCAUCUUCGUCAUUAUGGUCAGGGAAGACAACAAAAUCAUCAAUAAUGAAUUAUAGCAAAUUUCACAACCGUGGAAUAAGAUUACAUUCAGUAAAACCACCUUAUUCAUACAUUGCAUUAAUUACAAUGGCUAUUCUACAUUCACCACAUAAACAUUUAACAUUAGGUGGAAUAUGUGAUUUUAUUAUGUCGAAUUUUCCUUACUAUCGUGAACGUUUUCCAGCAUGGCAAAAUUCUAUAAGACAUAAUUUAUCAUUGAAUGAUUGUUUUAUGAAGAUACCACGUGAACCUGGUAAUCCAGGCAAAGGUAAUUACUGGACUUUGGAUCCAAAUUCUUUAGAUAUGUUUGAUAAUGGCAGUUUUUUGCGACGACGUAAACGUUAUAAACGUUUAAGUUUUGACAGUAGUAGCAGUGCUUGUUUUUAUAAGUAUUCCGAAUUCAUCGACACCUGUAAUAGUAAAAGACAAAAUAACUAUCGCGUUAAUUUAUUAAAUCAAACUGCGACUACUACUACUUCUACCGCUACGGAUAGCAGGAUAUGUAGUAGCAUAUAUCCUCAAGUCAUCGUGGAUAAAGAUAGUAAUGCACUCACUAACACAUGUCAUUCUAACUUUGCUAGCAAUGCACCUAUUUUAAUCAAGACAAAUACUACUACCAAGACAGGUAAAUCCGGUAAUGCUUCAUCACUAAAUGAGAAUGUUUCAAAUGUUUACACCACCAAAAGUGAUUUGAAGGAUGAUUAUAUAGUGGAUAACUGCGUUCAAGAUAAUAAAUAUCUGGAGAAAAAACCGGAAAACAUGUUAGCUUUAAUUAACAAAACUACUAUUCCAUCAGCGUGUGCAAUAUCUAUGUGUACACCAUAUUCUGUUCAUAAUUCCAAUAUACCUCUGACGUCUUCAUCAUCGGCAUCGUCAUCAUCAGUUAGUGGACCUCUAUCCCCUUCUUCAGUUGAUCCGAAUAUACCCUAUGUAUUCCAAUCACUGUUUCAACGACAAAACAACUCAGAUAUAAAUAAUCAAGAAUACAUAAGAAAUUCACUGUCAUUUAAUAUUGAUCACAUCCUAAAUUCAACUAAGAAGGACAAUGAGACAACAUCAUUACUAACAUCUUCAGUCUUGCCCUCCAAUUCUUUAUCUCAUUCUUCCUCAUCAUCAUUGUUCACACCAUUAGAAAAGAAAAAUUCGGAAGUAGUUAAACCAUUAUUUCCUUCACCUUUAUUGUCACGUGAGUCUUAUUCUCAUUUUUUAUCAAACCUUUCCAACAAUACUACUGUAAUCAAUCCUAAAUUAAGUAGUAAUAUCACUGAUGAAGAAAUCAGCUUAUUUAACGAUGAAAAAUUAUUUCAUCAUGCUUAUUUUAUGCAAAUUUUAUCAAAUCGAAAAUUUACUAUUCCAGAGCAUUUAUCAUCUUAUUGGAAUGAGAUUGAAUCAACAGAUUGGUUUAAUUCAAAUAUAAAUAUUCAAUUUUUAUCUCAUUUUAUUCAAUCUGUUCUACAUACAAAUUAAUCACUAAUUGAAAACAAUUUAUUUAUGUAAGACUUUUAAAGUAGUCUGUUUAUUAAUCCUUCAAUAUAAACAGGAAAUUCUUUGUUUCUACGGUAUCAUGAACGUGAAUCUCAGGUGGUUUUGUUUUUUGAAAAAAAAAGAAAAAAACAUUAUGAAUAUGAUUGAAUAAAAUUAUUGUUUACAUCAAAAGACUGUUUCCAUAUAGUAACUGAAUGGAGUUAAAAUGAUUUCUCUUCUGUUUUGUGGGAAAAAAAAGAAUAUGCAUAAUAUCACAUUAUACGUUCAUUGUAUAACAUGGUUAUGGUGUAUGUAUGUAUGUAAAUGGAAUGAUUAUCAACUAAUUUUUUUUUAAUAUUUUCAUAAGAACUUUCUUGUUCUCAUUGGUUUCUUAUUAAUUUGUAUUUACAUUUUUUUCUUUCAUGUCAACUUUGUUUUCUCUUAGUCUUUUCCUUUUCUUACUCUUAGCUAAGUAUAAUUUAACUUGUAAAGUAUAGAGUUUAUUUAUUCAUUAAUCCGUUUAUUGAUUUGUUUAUUUGAUUACAUAAUACUUUGAUAAUUAUUCAUUACGUAACAAUUACAAAUAUUGAAAACAAUGAUCAGUCGUUAUCAUUAUAUUAAUAGUAGUAAAAAGAAUUAUGGUUACUAGUGGUAGUAGUAGUAGUAAUAGUAGUAGUGUACACAUCAUCAACAAUGAGACAAUUUAUAUUCAUAAUCAUACCCCAGAAGUUUAAAUGACAAAAAAAAACUAAUGACAAUUACUAUAUAAAGUUAUUUUAAUUAUUCAUUGAUAAUGAUUAUUAAUCUAAUUGUUAUCAAUAACAUUGAAUUGUACUGAAUGUAUCAUUGCAUUAUAAGUUAUGUAAUAAAUGUCUGUUCAUUUAGCGUUUUCCUUUUUACAGAUCUAUAAUAAGUUAGUUUAAUUAUCUUAUAUCUAGUUAUUUAUACCUUUGUUCAUAUUUUUCUUUUUCGGAAAAAAGUGUUUUUCCUUAUAAUCUAAUAAAUAUGAAUUAAAAUACAAAAAGGAUGUUUUAUGUUUUCUUCUUAUCAUUAUUAUUUCUUAAUGGGAUAAAUUUUAUAUACACACAUUAAUUUAAAU